AUGAAAGUAACAAAAUAUGUGUUAGUAAAAAUGCUGAUAAAAAAUAAUACUGAUCAUAUUAAAACAUAUUUUUUUUAUUUAUUGUAUGAACAUUCAGAAAAAAACAAUUAUUAUUUAUUAGUUAAUAAAUUUUUAGAUGGCAUACAUUUAGUGAAACAUGUUUUAAUUCUUAAGAUAUUUGUUGACUUUCUUUUAAAAGUUGAAAAAUAUUUAAAUUUUUUAUAUUGUAUAAAGAAUAUAUUAAUUUUUUGUAAUUUUUAUGAUUGCAAUUUUUCAACUUAUAAUGGCAUAAUUAAUAAAUUUUAUGUUAUAAAAUAUGUUUUAUAUUUUAAAAAUAUAAAGAAAAUAAAGAAUAUUAAUGUUGAAUUAAAAUACAAUAACAUAAAUGUGAAAAAAAGAAAAAAAAAGAAAAAGAAAAACCUAAAUAUUUUAAUAUUGUAUUCCUUUGAAGAAUGUAAAAUUCCAAGAAUUAAAAAUACUCAUUAUCAUAUAGAAGAAAUUGUAAAAAUUGAUAAUCAUACCAGCAUAAAAUGUAAUAAAUUAAAUUUUAAGAUAUUAAAUAUUAAUAAUAAAAUAGAUAGAGUUUUAAAUAUUCUCAUGAGAAAAUGCACAUAUUUAUUUUACGAAAAAAACAAUUUUUUAUAUAUGGAAGAAGAUAUAUUCGUUAAAAGGAGAUUUUAUAUGGUAAACAUAUUUAAAAUUAUUUUUUUUUUUAAAGUGGUUAAUUUAUAUAUAUAUAUUAAGAAAAAUUUCUUUUUAUAUUGUCAUAUCCUGUAUUAUUAUAAAACAAAUGAUUUGAUUCAUUUAUUCUUUGCAUCAAUUAGGAUUUUCUCAUAUUGUUUUAAAUUUAAUAGCUUUCAUAAAAAUUAUAUAAAAAAAAUACACAAAAACAAUUGUAUAUUUUAUUUUUAUGUAAAAUUAUGUAUUCAUAAUAAACUCAAGAAAAUAAAAAAAAAUUUUUAUUUUGAAUUAGUUUUAAAAAAAAAAAAAAAAAAAAGAAUACAUAAUCAAGAAAUUUUUUAUAAUUAUACAGAGGUAUUUUCAGAUAAUUAUAUAUACAUUGAAAAAAAUUGCAUAACAAAAAAAAAUAAAAGAAAAAAAAACCAAAAUGAUAAAAAUAAAAAAAAUAUUAAAAAUAAGUAUUCAUUAAAGAAAAAAAUUAUUAAAAAUGGUGAUAUUGAUAAAAUAGGUAAAGGUAAUAUGUAUAAUAUAAAACAUAAUUUUAUAAAUAUUGAAAACUGUGAAAAUAAUGAAAAUGAUAUGGAAAAUAAGAAUGGAGAUAUAAUUAAGGAACAUAAAGAUUAUGUAGAAGGAUUCGGUAAUAAUAAUAAUAACAAUAAUAAUUAUAAUAAUAAUACCGAUAAAAAUGACGACGAUCAUAGCAGUAAUAGUAGUAGUAAUAAUAAUAAUAAUAAUAACAAUAAUAAUAAUAAUAAUAAUUAUAAUAAUAAUACCGAUAAAAAUGACAACUCUCAUAGUAAUAAUAAUAAUAAUAAUAAUAAUAAUAAUAAUAAUAAUAAUAAUAAUAAUAAUAAUAAUAAUAAUAAUAAUGAUGAUGAUGAUGAUAAUAAUAAUAAUAAUAAUAAUAAUAAUAAUAAUAAUAAUAAUAAUAAUAAUGAUGAUGAUGAUGAUGAUGAUAAUAAUAAUAAUAAUGACGAUAAUAAUAAUAAUAAUGAUGAUGAUGAUGAUAAUGAUAAUAAUAAUAAUAAUGACGAUAAUAAUAAUGACGAUAAUAAUAAUGACGAUAAUAAUAAUGGCGAUAAUGAUGAUAAUAAUAAUAAUGGCGAUAAUGAUGAUAAUAAUGAUGAUGAUAAUGAUGAUAAUAAUAAUGGCGAUAAAAAAUGCAAAAAUAAUGAAGUAUAUUUUGAUAAAAAAAAAAAAAAAUUUAAAAUUAUGAACAAAUUGUUAAAAAAUUUGUCUUUAAUGUCAUUUAAUACAGGUUUAUUAGAAUAUAAAAUAUUUGGAGUUUGUAUUUAUCAAAAUCCUCCAUUUAUUACUAAUAGACUUUUACAUAUUCCUUUUGCUUUAAAGAAGACAAAUGCAGAUAUAAUAGCUUUACAAGAGGUGUAUGAUGAAAAACAUGUAGAAUAUCUUAAAAAUAAUUUAAAAUCGAAUUAUCCAUUUUGUGCAAGAGAUAAUUAUUGUAGUGAUAUAUUUAAAUUAAAAUUUGAUAACAAUAAUAAUAAUAAUGAUAUUGGUAAUAAUAUAAAUAUUAACAGAAAAAGUAAUAAGAAAGAACAAAAUUAUAAAAAAAAAAAAUAUUUUGCUUUACAUCAUGGUUUAUUAGUUUUUAGUAAAUAUCCAAUUAUUUAUUCUUAUUUUCAUAGUUUUAAACAUGUAACUUAUUUGGAGAAUUUAUUCGGAACUAAAGGAUUUUUAGAAGUAAUAAUUGAUGUUCCUUCUUUUAGUUACGUUACUUUAGUUAAUAUGCAUCUAGCUAGUGGUGCUGCAGAUACUGAGUCUAAAUAUAUUGAAAAAGUGAGGGAUUUUGAAAUAAAACAAAUUAUGAAAAUAGCUAGAAAUGCUGAAAAAAGAAAUACAAUCCCAAUAAUUAUUGGGGAUUUAAAUGCAGCCCCAAAUUUAUGUCCAAAUAAUUAUUCUUCUUUUAUUAAUAGAGGAUGGAAAGAUGCAUGGUUAUAUGCUAGAAAUUUAAAAAAAAAGAAAACGAAACAAGUGAUAGAACAAAAUAUAUUACAAAACGAAAAGAGAAAUAAAGAAAACAUUUCUCCUAAUAUUUAUAAUUCAUUCAGUGAAUUGUUUUCCAAUGACAAUAAACAUACAGACUAUAAUUUUGUUUUAACUGAUAACCAUAUUGAUACUCAGAAUAAAAAAAGUGUCUAUCGUGAAAUAAUGGAAGAUAAGAAAAAUAACAAAACAGACGAUGGUAUUAAUAAUAAUUGUUUUUAUGUUUUUCACAAAAAUAAAAGAAAUAAUAAAAAUAGUAGUAGUGUUUUUUAUAUGAAUUCAAAUAAAAUUUUAUGUGAUUGCUACAAAAAUUCCGAAUUUAAUAACACUAAUAGACAACUUAUAAAAAAUGGCAAGUGUAGUUUUGAAAAAAAUCAUCUUUAUCUCCCGUCUAAUUUCAUUUGUGAAAAAAAUGAUUUAAAAAUUAAUAAUUUUAAAAUAUAUGCAAAUAAAUUUAAUGUUGUUUCUAAUAAUGAUGAAAUAAAUCAUACGAGAAAAAACACAAGUUUUUUAUACAAUAAAAGGUUUAAAAAUACUUACUCCUUCUUUUACUAUAAAAAAAUGAAAUAUAGUGAGAAUUAUUUUUCUCCUCUAAACGUAAGGUUAUAUAUUAAUAAAAAAAGUACCAAAAAAAAAAUGUUUAGAGAAAAAAAAUUUUCUUUUUCCUAUUUAAACAAAAAAAAAAAAAAAAUUUUAAAGAAUAAGAAAAGUUCAAAUAUAAAGGAAAAUCACAAAAAUAUUGAAAAUGAAAAGGAUGAAAAUAAUAAAAAUUAUAAUCUAAAUAAUGAAGAUAUCAUAUUUAAAGAAAAUAAUUAUAGUAGUUCUUCCAGUACCUUUCUUUUUGAUUUUUCUAAGAAUAAUUAUGCAUCUGAUUAUUUCAUUACAAAGAAUACUAAAAAUGUGAAUAGAAAAAAUAAUUUUUUUAUUUUAAAAUCAAAAAGCAGACAUAAAUCUUCUUAUAAUUGUGUAGUUAAUAAACAUAAUUCUUCUGAUAUAAACAGUUAUCACAUUUUGAAUAAUAUGAAAAAUUAUAGUGAGAUAAGUGAUCAUAGAAAUAUAAUAAAUAAAGAAAGCCAUAAUUCUUCAACUGUUAAUCCAGAGAAUCACAAUAUCGUAAUAGAAAGUAAAUUAGAAAGCUGCUCGACUUGUGAUGUUAUAAAAUAUGAAAAUAGGUUUAAAAAGAAUAUUAUUUAUUCUAAAUUUAAUUCUCUUAAUAAAAAAAAGCAAAAUUUAAAUGAUAUGAAUAAUUAUAAAAAUUUAGAGAAUUUUAUGGAAAAUAAUGAUAAUAAUUUAUAUUCAAGUGAUAUGUCAAGUGAGAGUAAUCAAUCAUAUACAGAUUUGUAUGAUGAUGAUGAUGUAAGUGAUAAGAGUUCAAAUAUUUCAAAUAAUGUUAACAGUAAGACAUGUUGUGAAACAGAAUUAGAAAAAGAUGAUGCUUAUAUGAAUAAAGAUAAUAAUAAUAAUGUGAAAAAUAAAAAUAAAAGUAAUGAAAUAUUACACAAUAAAAUAUAUGUUAAGAAUAAAAUUGAAAGGGAUUCAAGUAAUAAUUUAGAAGAUGAUAUGAUAAUUAUUGAAUUAAAUAGAAGUAACAAUCAUGAAUUAAGAAAAAAACAUAAUUAUAAUGAUAUUACGAAUAUGCCUAUUUCUGAAGAUAGUAUCUUUACUAAUAACUUUUUAAAUUUACAAAAAAAUAUGAAUAUAAAUUAUGAGUAUAAAAGAAAAAAAAAAAAAAAAAAAAGUUUCUUUAAUCCAUUUUUAGUAAAACAUGUAGAAACAAGAGAAAUUAAUUUAACAAAAGAGAUAGAUAACAAAGAAGAGGAUAAAAAUGUUAAUUUAGAUAAUAAUAGGAAAAAAAUAAUGAGCAAAUUAUCAGAAAAAAUAAAACAAAUGAAAAAAUUUUUUUUAUGCAAUAUUUUGAGGAAUUAUGAACAAUAUGAUAGUGAAAGUGAUAGAGAAUUAGAACAUAAGGAUGAAGAAAAAUAUAAUGAAAAAAAAAGUAAAGAUGAUAGAAAAUCAUGUGCUAAUAAUAAAAAUAUAUAUAAUAAUGCUCUAACUUACAUGGAAGAAAAUGAAAAUAAAAAAUUUCAAGAAAUUAAUUAUUCAAAUAAAUUAAGUAAUGAUGAUCAUAAGAAAAUUUUAAACAAUAAUUUAGAGGAACGUAGAGGGAAAAGAUUUAAUGGAGAAUUUUUCGAUUUAAAUAGAAAGGGGGAUAACAGUAAUCAAGAAGUAUUCAAAAACUCCUUCUUUGAAUUCAUUAAAAAGUUGAAAUAUAAAACAAAAAAUACAUUAAAAAAAGAAUUUCAUAUUGGUAAAAGUAAGCAUAAAAAUAGGUCAAAUGAAGUAGAAUAUGAUUCUUCGUCAAAAAAAAAGGAAAACAUCUACGAUUUAGAAAAUAAUUUUCUGAAAGAAAACACAUAUAUUAAUGAAAUAAAAGAUAGUAAAGCAAAAGAAGAUUUUUUAAAAAAAAAUGAAUAUUCUUCAAAGAAGAAAAAAGAAAAAGAGAAAAGAACUAUAUUUAAAAAAAAGAAAAAAAUGGAUGAGAAUUUUUUAAAAGAGAAUAAAAAAAAAGAAAAAAAGAUAGAAGAAACAAAUAAUAGUAAAAAUAGAACUAAAGAGAGUAGUAGUUUUUGUAAAGAAAAAAAAUAUAACAUUUUAAAAAGGGGAAUAUAUCAAAAUAUUUUAAAAAGUAAAAGUUUAUCUAUGCAAAAAGAAGAAAAAAAUUAUAGUGAUGAAUUUACAUGGGAUCCUUUAAAUCCUCUCAAUGUAAUUGGGCCACAUUCUAGAUGUAAUGGUUUAAGAUGUGAUUAUAUAUUUUUUCCGCCAAUUAAUUAUAAAAAAGUAAAAAAUUAUAAAAACAAUAAAAGAAACAAUGAAUCUGAAGAAAAUGGGAAUAUUAAAAAUGAAUUAAAUAAUGAAAAUACAGUAGAAAAUGAAAAUAGAGUAAGAAAAGAAGAUAGAUUAACUCAUGAAUCUGUUAGUAGUAGUGAUGAUGGUGAAGAUCGUUUUAGAUGUUUGUGUAAGUCUCGUAAUAAUAAAAUAAGUACUGAUGAAUCACCUAAUCUUAAAAAUUAUAAUGAUUUAAAAAUUUUAAAACAUUAUUAUAUUAAAAGUGCAAAAAUAUUAUUUAAUGAACCACUAGUAAUGGUUGAUUCUUAUAAAAAUUUUAAAAAUUUUAAUUGUUGUUAUUCAUUAUGUAUGAAAAUAAAUAAUGUUAAUUUUGUCACAAUGUCAGAUCAUUAUGCCAUAAAAAUUGAUUUAAGACUGAAAAAAAAUUUUAAUAAUAAGGAAUAA
Molecule: messenger RNA, 5976 nt
Organism: Plasmodium gallinaceum
Lineage: Eukaryota; Apicomplexa; Aconoidasida; Haemosporida; Plasmodiidae
Product: conserved Plasmodium protein, unknown function
Exons: 1
Coding region: 1-5976 (1991 amino acids)
Source: RefSeq, a predicted model, not a curated record